This is a messenger RNA of Drosophila subpulchrella, 3686 nucleotides long. Its product is annotated as F-box/LRR-repeat protein 16. Bases 547 to 2568 code for a protein of 673 amino acids. The record is from RefSeq and is a predicted model, not a curated record. Gene Ontology annotation, molecular function: protein binding. NCBI's taxonomy places the organism in Eukaryota, Metazoa, Arthropoda, Insecta, Diptera, Drosophilidae. The transcript has 6 exons.
AGUCGUGCGCGCUAACGCUCGUUUUCCUCGCUUUUCCGCUCGACAAUUUUCCAACGGCGGCCACAACAAUUACAGGCGACAAAAGCGUGCAAGCACUGUUUUUUUGUUUUCGAACGUUUUACUGCAAUUUCCUUCUCCGUCUGCAAGACGGCGGACUUUUUUGCGGCUUUGGUUUUCCCGUUCGCGUGUGUUUUCCUCGGUGUUUCUGUGUUUUCCGCUGCGAAUACGGGACCUUAAGGCAGGCAACGAUAAAAACACAAAGGGAAAUUGGGAAAACGCGGCGUCGCAACAUUUGCCAAAUUGAUUUUUAUUGUGUGAGACGCAGAGUUCAAGCAUUAUAUAAAGAAUCGAGCGAGGAAAAGGUGGACCUCGCUAAUUGCCGGUGAGAAAGGGUCAGCGAUGCACAGUGCGAACGGGAUGUAAAGGAUUAGCGCAGUGCAAACAGAGAGCGUGUGAAAAACGAGGAGGACGACAGAGGACGAGGGCUCCACUUUUUCGAGAGCGACUGUUUGGCAGGGAGGCAAGGUGAAUCUGUUCCAGCACACCAUGUCAUCGAUCUCGGCGCAGGGCGUGGUCGAGCGAGCCUCCGCCGAGUUGUCCAAGCGGAUCAACGGGCUGGGGCUGCGCUCGAAGCACCACCACAGCAGUUCAUCCGGUGGUUCUAGUGGUGGCGCCGGCGGAGGCGACUCCGCAUCCCCCACCGGGGCCACGCCCACUCCCGCGGCGUCCAGCGGGAAGACAUCGGUGAUGGAGCGCGUGACGAACGCCCUGUGCGGCGGCGGCAACUCCAACGCCAACUCGGGAUCGAAUAGCUCCAAUAGCAACGCCUCUUCACCGGCUGCCGCUGCUCCUCCGCCCGCCAGCAAUGCCAAUCCUCCCCAGACGCCGGACAAGCCGUCGCGGGGCAGCAGCCCCUCCAGUCCCGGAGGACUCACCAUGCCCGGCGGCCAGUCGCAGGUCCAGAACUCCACACACCACCUCCUGCAACAGCAACAGCAACAGCAGCAGCAGCAACAUCUGCAGCUGCAACAGUCGCAGCAGCAACACCUCCAGCUGCAGGCCUCCACGCUGAUCAACUCCAACCACCAUGUGAUGGUGGGUCCCGCCCCGCCCACUGGCAUGCCGCUGGGCGCCCCGCCCACGCCCACAGUGAAGUCCAUUGCCAAGCAGAUGAACAUAACCAUACCGGGUGGCGGUGGAGUGAAUCCCGGAUCACCCACUUUCAGCACCAUGGGCAUGGUGGCGGCCCAGAAGGCGGCGGCCAGUGCCGGCGGAACCCCGCUGCAGCUGAGGAAGCAGCUGCCCAAUCCUCACCUGCACCACCCCUACGGAAACAUGGGCGUCGUCGGCCAGUCGCCGCUGAUCCUCCAGCAGCAGCAGCUCCACCCUCCGCCCAUCCACAGCAUCGAACAGCUGAUGCUGGACGACCGCUUCCUGAGCCGCUUCUUCCAGUACUUCUCCCCCUACGAGAGGCGCGUGCUCGCCCAGGUGUGCGUCAAGUGGCGGGACACACUGUACCGCAGUCCGCGCUACUGGAGCGGCCUGUUGCCCACGCUGCAGUGCCGCGAGCUGCGCCAGAUGCCCGGCUGCGAUCGCGGCAAGCUCUACAACUCGCUCAUCCGGCGCGGAUUCCACGCCCUCGGCCUGGUCGGCGCCUCCGACGAGGACGCCCUGGACGUGGUCCACUCCUUCCCGCUCGCCUCCAAGCACGUCCACUCGCUCAGCCUGCGCUGCUCCUCGAUCAGCGACCGGGGCCUGGAGACCCUGCUCGACCACCUGCAGAGUCUGUUUGAACUGGAGCUGGCUGGCUGCAACGAGGUGACCGAGGCGGGGCUGUGGGCGUGUCUGACGCCCCGAAUCGUGUCCCUGUCCUUGGCGGACUGCAUCAACAUCGCGGACGAGGCGGUGGGCGCGGUGGCCCAGCUGCUGCCCUCCCUCUACGAGUUCUCGCUGCAGGCUUACCACGUCACGGACGCGGCACUCGGCUACUUCUCGCCCAAACAGAGCCACAGCCUCAGCAUCCUGCGACUGCAGUCGUGCUGGGAACUAACCAACCAUGGCAUCGUUAAUAUCGUGCACUCCCUGCCGCAUCUCACGGUGCUGAGCCUCUCCGGCUGCAGCAAACUGACGGACGACGGAGUGGAGCUGAUUGCCGAGAACCUGCAGAAGCUGCGCGCCCUGGACCUGUCCUGGUGUCCCCGCAUUACGGACGCCUCUCUCGAGUAUAUCGCCUGUGAUCUGAACCAGCUGGAGGAGCUGACCCUGGAUAGAUGCGUGCACAUAACGGACAUUGGCGUGGGCUACAUCUCCACGAUGCUGUCGCUGACCGCUCUCUUCCUGCGCUGGUGCUCCCAGGUGCGCGACUUCGGGCUGCAGCACCUGUGCUCGAUGCGGAACCUCCAGGUGCUGUCCCUGGCCGGAUGCCCGCUGCUGACUUCGUCGGGUCUGUCCAGCCUGAUCCAGCUGAGGCACCUGCAGGAGCUGGAACUGACCAACUGCCCGGGGGCGUCGCACGAGCUGUUCGACUACCUGAAGGAGCACCUGCCCCGCUGCCUGAUCAUCGAAUAAUCGAUGGGUGGACCUAGAAGGAUUCGGAUGCGGAGUCCCGGGGCUCACGGAGCACUGAUUUUCGGUUCGGUUUGGAUUCGGUGCGGUGCGGCGAACCUUUCGAGUAUGCUUAUUUGGUACACUUAACCUCCAGUCGGCAAGUUCCUCGCGUGCUAUGUGACUUUAACUUUCCGUCAACACUGUACUCUAUCCCUUAUAGUUUUAGACUUUUUAUGAUUUCUGCUGUGAUUUGAUACGGAACUUAGUUAAGUUGAUCUGUUUAAGACGAUGAUGUACCACAAAAGACCCGAAGAUGAUAUUUAUUUACAUGCAAUACAAUAUGUUUAAUAUACAUAAAAAUAUAUUUAUAUUUAUAAAUAUACAUUAUUUAUAUUAUUGUAGUUUUUAACGAACGUUUUAUUUACUACUCUCGCUGUAACUAAACAUACAGUCUACGUGUAAAUUACUGAAAAAGAAACCAACUCAAAAAAUUCAAACAAAACAUUGCGCCCAAAAGACGAACAAACAGCAACAAAUAGAAAUUACAAAUUACAAAAUACAAAGCGAAUCAAAAUAUGCAAUUAACUUACAUUAGUUCAAAGAAGCAAAAGAACAAAAGAUGAAAAUACGAAAAUAUUUACGAGUAUAGCAAAAACGUGCAAAAGUUGCCGGCAGCUUUAGAUUGAAAUUGCAAUUGAAAUUUACAAAUCCUAGACUUUUGCAGCCCCUGACCAGUGAACCUUACUUCGAUUGUACCAUAUGACUAAUCUGUAAUUAUCUUACGGCUACUGAAAGUAUUUUAAGCAAGGAAUCGGUGACAGAUGUGCACGCUACCAAUGAAGUCAAUAUUUAACACAAUGUUUAGCAAAUUGUUGUCAGGUUGCAAACUGCAACUGCGAACCAUAAACAAUCGACUUCUGGCCGUCAAAGAUACUCUAUAUAUCUAGCUUACGUUAUAGAGCUGCUCUCCUCAUUAAGUAAAGCCCUCACUCAAACCUAAUGUAAAUGCUUUGUUUUUAAAUCCAAUGUGAGAGUUUCAUCGUGAACAUUAAGCAAAUGGAGAUUGGAAACUGCAGUCUUAAACCAACAAGAACACAACUCUACAAGUACAUGAUAAAAUAAAUAAAUGGUAAAAUGAA